Molecule: messenger RNA, 3486 nt
Organism: Daphnia pulex (common water flea)
Lineage: Eukaryota; Metazoa; Arthropoda; Branchiopoda; Diplostraca; Daphniidae
Product: aminopeptidase N-like
Exons: 19
Coding region: 437-3352 (971 amino acids)
Biological process (GO): proteolysis; peptide catabolic process
Cellular component (GO): cytoplasm
Molecular function (GO): metalloaminopeptidase activity; peptide binding; zinc ion binding
Source: RefSeq, a predicted model, not a curated record
CAGAAGACACAGCACGGAACCGCAAAGAGUUGGGUCCGGUCCGAGUUGCCCACUAGUUGAAUCGGUUUCCAAGCCAGCACACAGUGCAGCUAGCAGCGAAUGGUAUUGGUACACAGUUUCUACCAAAACAUCCGCCAGUGUGGAAGUAUACACGGCCAUAAUAUAGACGUGAUUUAAUAACCCUCUCACUUUUGUUUUUCAAAUUGCUCUUGUUCAUUUCUUAUUUCUGGCUGCUGGGCAACCAACAAUUCUAUUUAUUCAUAAUCUCGCGGGGUCCUUGGCAUCACCGACGGCCUUCAAAACUUGUGGAAAUUCACCUCGACAGUCAGGUGUGUAAACACUACACAGCAAUCACAGUUGCUAGGAAACGCGUGCUGCUGCCACACCGGGACGACGACGACAACGUUUGGAGACUAUUGACGUGAACGACGAAGCGAUGUCUGAUGGUGGUCCUCGCUUGACUGUGACCAAAUGUCGAGCCUUGGCAGUCAUCCUCUUCUUCGUCGGCUGUGUGAUGGCCGUUGGUCUUUCCGUCUACUUUCUUGCCCGCCCUCAUUACCCGACGGCCAACAGCUGUUCAACGGCGCCCAGCAAGAGGCAGCCGCUUUCUCAAUCGUUCCUCGGGGCUGGCGCUUUAUCUCAGCUCGUACAAAACGUCACCAGACUACCCCGAACCGUUUUGCCUCGCCACUAUGACGUCCGUCUAUUGCCCAUCUUGGAAAAGGGCAACUUUACUGUGCUGGGCCGAGUGUCUAUCGACGUCCAAUGUUUGCAAUCGACCGACCGCAUAGUUCUCCACAGUUCAGACAUUAAAGUUGAUCUCAAAUCUGUACAGGUAAUUGAACGUGGAGCAAACAAGACGCUUUCAAUCGAGCGGAUCGAUUACGAAACAGUGGCGGAAUUCCUCGUCAUCCGCUUGAAUGUCGGCCAGCAGCAGGGUAAAGUCAAUCUUACCAAAGGAAGCAACUACACAGUGUCGAUGAAUUUCGUGGCCAAUCUAACGGAGACGUCGGCUGGAUUCUUCCGCUCUGUUUACAUGGAAGACGGCGUGGAGAGGUACAUGGCCGUGUCCCAGAUGGAGCCAACAGACGCCAGACGAGUUUUCCCAUGCUUCGACGAGCCCAACAUGAAGGCUAUUUUUACUGUCACUCUCGGACGUCAUCGCGACAUGAUGGCCCUGUCCAACAUGCCGUUGAUCAACACAACUCAAAUUGACGGAAUGGACGAUUUCUAUUGGGAUCAUUUUGCUCCGUCUCUGCUAAUGUCAACUUAUCUCGUGGCGUUCGCGGUGGCCAAUUUCACCAAAAUCGAGGCCGAUGUCGCCCACGGAAAAUGGAAAUUCAACAUCUAUGUCCGUACGUCAGCCAUCAGCCAAGCUCAGUACGCCAAAGUCAUAGGACCCAAGACACAGGCCUUUUAUGAGGAUUAUUUCCAAGUGCCAUUUCCUUUGCCUAAGCAAGACUUGAUGGCCAUACCUAGCGCAUUCGUUGGAGCCAUGGAGAACUGGGGACUAUUGACUUUCGGAGAGUCCGUUCUAUUAUAUGAUGAGGAUGUGUCGUCAUUGGACGAUCGUCAAACCGUGGUUGAAUUGGUAACUCACGAAUUAGCACACCAAUGGUUCGGGAACUUGGUUACGAUGGACUGGUGGACAGAGCUGUGGUUAAAGGAGGGGUUCACUUCUUAUGUCGAAUGCCUUGGAGCGGAUUUUGUGGAUCCUAGUCUUGAGAGGCUUCAGCAAUUUGUGACUAGUGGACUCCAAGCAGUCAUGAGACUGGACGCGCUAGAAUCCAGUCAUCCAAUCAGCGUACUAGUCAAUCAUCCCGAUGAAAUUGGAGAACUAUUUGAUGACAUCUCAUACAAAAAAGGAGCCGCCAUCACUCGUAUGCUGGCCAGUUUCAUCGGCGACAAGUCCUUCAGAGAUGGACUCACAAACUACUUGAGAAUACAUCAAUACGGCAAUGCGGUGCAAGACGAUCUGUGGAACGCGUUCGACAAACAAGCCAAAGUCGACCAGGUUUUCCUGCCCACCAAAGUCGAAACGAUUAUGGACGCUUGGACGGCCAAGAUGGGUUUUCCAGUAAUAACAGUUCAGCGGGACUACAAGAAUCGCAACAUUUCAGUUACUCAGAAACGAUUCUUGAUUCGAAAAUCCAAUUCAUCUACAGCCGAUACGACCGUUUACCUUUGGUGGGUCCCCCUCACCUACACGACUGAUUUCCAAACUAUUGGGUCCACUUGGUUGGCGGAUAAUCAAACUUCAAAAAAUUUAACGUUGGAAUUUGAAGUCGAGGACAAUCAGUGGAUCAUCUUUAACGUCGACGAAACUGGCUAUUAUCGGGUCAAUUACGACGCGCACAAUUGGAAAUUGAUUGGCCAACAACUGAUGACGAAUCACACGGCCAUUUCAGUCAUCAAUCGAGCUCAAAUUAUGAACGACGCGCUCAACUUGGCGAGAGCUGGCCUGCUGGAUUACGAAACGCCACUCAAUUUGACGGAAUACCUGGAACGAGAAGAGGAAUUUCUGCCGUGGGAAUCGACGCUGACUGCGCUAUCUUAUCUCAAUUCAAUGAUGCAGCGGACACCAGGCUACGGCCUCCUCAAGAAUUACGUCAUGAAGAUUUUGAUGCCACUUUACAAUUCCUUGGGAUUCGUGCACAAAUCAACCGAUUCCCACUUGACGGGCAAACUGCGUCGCAAAGUUGUCGAGCGUUGUUGUUUUAUGGGCCACAAGGACUGCGUCACAAAGGCUAUCGAGUCUUACAGUCAAUGGAUGGCUGAUCCUGGAAACACCACGAUCGUUCCUUCCGUCCUGAAAGGAGUUGUGGCUUGCACGGCAAUCCGACACGGUGGCGAACUGGAAUGGAAUUUUGCUUUCAAACGCUUCCGGCAAAGCAAUGUGGCCAGUGAGAAAGCCACACUUCUUUCCUCGUUGACUUGCACCCAAGAGUCCUGGAUUUUGGCUCGAUUGCUGGAAAUGUGCCUGAAUCCGGCUGUGGGAUUCCGCACGCAAGACGCCCUCGACGUCAUCAAGACGCUGGCCGAAAAUCCGAUUGGUCGCUUCAUGACUUUCAAUUUCGUGCGCGACAAAUGGACGGAAAUGACGAAAAUUUUCAACUCGAUCCACAGUUUGGCCCACGUCUUUGAAUCGGUGACGAAAUCGUUCAACACCGACAUGGAAUUGAAAGAGCUGUCGGAUUUCGUCGGAAAGAACAAGGAACUGCUGGUCAACGCCAUGACACGUUCCACUCAACAGUCCAUCGAUCGAGUUAGAAGUAAUGUGAGCUGGAUGAGGCUAAACUAUCGGCAGGUAGUCAACUGGCUCCAGCAAAACAAUCCUGCCACCUCUCAGUAAAGUAGUACCUGAUCAGCUGUUUCCCAUUUCCCAAACGCAAUAAAACACAAUACAUGUUGUGACGUGUGGGAUGGCGUGAGAUUGUUGACACAGCUGCACGGAAUGAUUCAUAAAAUAAAUGUUGAAAAAACAAA